This is a messenger RNA of Owenia fusiformis, 1910 nucleotides long. The record is from the annotation of a GenBank genome assembly. Lineage: Eukaryota; Metazoa; Annelida; Polychaeta; Sabellida; Oweniidae.
CUUACUAUUUAUUCACCGACUAAUUUUCACAUUGACAACUUUGGAGCGAAUGUUUAGAAUAUAUAAUUAGUAUUGGUUAUACUUCCACUUUUUAUAAAUGCGUUGAAUGAAUAACAUAACAAUUUUAUUCCAGCUUCAAUAAUUACAAAGAAGAAGGCUUAAGUGUCCAAGAUUGUACAAACCAACUAAGGCACUUCGAAACGCUUACACAUAAUGGACGGUGAGGUCUACAUUAGAAUCGUUUUGGCGGUCUUUCUGGGAACUACUGCAGUCCGAGGACAGGGUGCGCGACUUUGUGCUAACAUUGUUUUUGCCUUCGAUACAUCAUGCAGCAUAUCAGAGGAGACGAAAGAGGGCGCAGUCGAAUUCAUGGAUGACUUCGUAGGGCUGUUUGAUUCAAUCGGUGAUCCCAGUACCAGCAGCACUGGACGGUUUACCCAAUUUGGCCUACUUGCCUUCGACAUUAAUUCCCGCAAGGUGUUCGGUUUCGGCGAAGCACCUUCUAAAGAUGACGUCAUCAAUACAAUCCAAGAGGAAUUUGAUACUUCACACGUGGAUUGUAAAACAAUCACAAAUGAAGCUAUUGACAUGGCAAUUGAGGAUUUCUUUGAAUCUGGCGACCAAGACGAUAAAAGCCCAAAUGUCUUGGUUCUUUUGACUGAUGCUCGUACUCAGCCGCAAAAGUUUAGAGACGAAACAAUAGUCUCUAUAAAUCGUCUCCGCGCCAAAAACAAUACAUAUGUCUUCCUACUCCAGCUCCCAAACGCUAACGAGAAAACUGACUUUGAAGACACGAUUGAGCAGGUCAAUGUUCUCGCUGAACCAGAAAACAUAUUUCAAUAUUCAGAGGACACGAAGCAACUAGCCGAAUCUGUUUACGGUCGUAUGGCAAACAUUGGGGAACUCACAUGUCCAGGCGAUGAAAUAACUUGUGAUGAAUCACCUCUGGACAUUCUUCUUAUUCUCGAUCAUUCCAACAGCGUUAAACCAGAGAACAUUAUUGAUGUCCGUGAUGCUAUGAAAGCAUUAGUUAAUACAUUCAAAAAUGUCGGAGAUGGCGAUACCUCCGUGAAAUUCGCACUUCUAACGUACAACAAUAAAGUAACACCCGAGAUGCUGUUUAACGACACCGCGUCCAGCACAAGAGAGGGGACACUGAAGGCCAUCGAAGACCAGACGAUGGCACGUAGGAAAAACACUCGUACCGAUUUAGCUCUUGAAUUUGCAAAUAGUGUUGUUUUUACACCAGAAGCGGGUGACCGAAAGUUUGCCUACAACAUGAUUGUUCUAGUGACAGAUGGGCGAACAAUGAAGGCUAAAUAUCAGAAAUUUACGUUUAGAGCAGCUAACGCUUUAAAGGGCAGAACGGGAGAUGAUGAAGUUGGAAUCUUUUUACUCGGACUACCGGGUGCACGGGCUAAAAAUCUUGAUGUUCAGAGAAAAGAAUGGAAUGAAAUUCCAUCUGAACCGAAAGAAACUCAUUUUAAGGAAUUUGACAAAUUUGACGAACUACUGCCGUUCAUCCAAGAAUUAUCACAGCGAGUUUGUGCAGUGGGUUUGGGAUUUUAAGUGUCAGCAAUGUUUUAGAAGCCAUUGUUUAUGCCCAAAUAACUCAACAAUACAUGUAUAAUCCUAGUAAUCAAUUAUUGGACAUAAUUAUUGUUUCUUAUAUAAAAUACAAGCAGAACUAAAUAGAGAAGAUCAAAGAUGAAACUAACUUUCGGAUUUACAUUUGUUUUUCAUUCGGAAAGAAUGUCAUCAUUAUCAAUAAAACGAUUUAUAGCUUUGCAAUAUUCUAUGGCAAAUGGUUGACGGCUAGUAUAAAUGAUAUCCAGUUAGAUGAUAUUCUCUAUUUCAGGUCAUAGUUACUUCCUACAAUUUAGGACUCAGUGCAUUGCUUGCUGAAUCAU